Molecule: messenger RNA, 777 nt
Organism: Sparassis crispa
Lineage: Eukaryota; Fungi; Basidiomycota; Agaricomycetes; Polyporales; Sparassidaceae
Exons: 3
Coding region: 1-777 (258 amino acids)
Source: RefSeq, a predicted model, not a curated record
AUGCCCAUGCUCGCAUGGAUGUGGAAGCACCGUACCCCCACGUGGUCUGCCACACGCCGCGGCCAACAUGCGUCUGCCAUUCCGAACAAGCACCUCCCCCUUACUCUAGCCAUGACAUUGAUCCUGCUUCGGCGCGCGUUUACCUUGCUGGACUCCGAGACAUGGGUUUCAGGCAUACGAAGCGCUAGCACCAGUAGUUUGAAGUCGAAGUCUACGAAGAGGCAGAGCAGCUCACCGCCGAAUAAUGCUCCUCAGCCUUCUAAGCAACCGGCCGAAUGCACCGAGCUGGAUGCGUUCUUCGCAAAAUAUCCCACAUUCGACUACGAUCCGUCAGCGCCAGUGACUGUCGAGUUGCGACGGAUGUGCAAGUUCUUUCAAUGGCCAAAGAAAAAGCGAAGGGAGCCAAAGUUGGAUAAGCACGAGGAGAGACUGGCUGCUGAGGAAGGCUUUCGGAAGGCUCUAGUGGGGCAAUUCAACAGCCUGUUUGGCAAGAAGGUGGAUAAGCUUCAGAACUGGCAGAGGCUAUGCCAGUUGUUACAGAUCGAUCCGAUCCCAAUAGGACUGGAAGCGUGUCGCAAAGCCGUGAAAAACACCCACGUUAAUCUCAUUGAUCUCGUGGAUUAUACUAGGACGGGUACUCCGGCGCGUAUACAUCCGUCUGAGGAGCGGCUUAGGGAUUAUACCAAGGCCGAAGGGAAGUACUUCCCUAAGGAACGAGCUCAUGCUGGAGGAGUCCUGAGAUAUCUCCUUCGCCGCAUCCAUGUUGACGUUGAUUGA